AUGGGUGAUCUCGGAGGAAAUCAAGCGCCGGAAAUUAACAGCGUAUUUGUGGAGACGAAUCUGCAGACUCGUCUCGUCGUUCCGGUUGUUAAAAACGAAUUCGUCUCCUCUUUCAAAGAUCGGUUUCGCGAGGAGCAUCAUGAACAUUUCACAGAAAUUGGAGAAAUCAGCAUUGAUGCGGUGAAGGUGGAACGCGGAGGUUGUUUGUAUGAAUUGUCAAAUCAAAUGAAACUGAGAGACGCUUUUGACGCCUUUAGUAGAAACUGGUUUCUAUAUGUCGAUGCUGCAAAAGUUGAGAAGGAGAAUCCUCUGGCUAUCGUUGUUGCUCAUCAAAACUGUCCGGCUGAAGGAAAUCAAGAGGUUGGAAAUGGAAUUGACUCAGCUAAGAAGACAAGAGCAGGGAAGAGGAAAGUGAAAAGCUCCGAUGGAACAAAAAGUGGAAAGAAGCAAUCUGCUAAAGUUGACAAGGAAGAUCUUCUGGCUACUGCGGUUGCUGAUAAGACAACAAUAGGGAAGAGGGAAGUAGAAAUGCUUUCUCAGUCUGCUAACGUUGAGAAAGAAGAUCAUUUGGCUACUGUGGUUGCUGAUAAAGAGUUUGGAAUUGAUUCAGUGCUUGGAGAAGCGUUGGAAACAGAGGUAGCUGUAGCUGAAACGACAAGAACAGGGAAGAGGAAAUCUAAAACCUCAGAUGGAAAGAAGAGUCGAAAGAGACGCGUGGUUGAUGAGAGUAAUGAGGUUGAAGCUGUUACUGUUGCUGCACCGAUUUCUGAAGUUUUACCGAGGAAAGAAGUAGACGAUGUUCUUACUGUAGCUCUAGGAAAAGAAAACGAGACGUGUGAGGAAGCUGUCGAAGAUGCUACUCAAACUGAUAAACUAGCGAGCCAACGAGAGAAUCAUUUGGAGAAGAAAAGUCAUAGAAAGUCCAGAAAAGCCAAAAGCCUUGUUAAAGAAGAGAGUGUUUCAGGUCUUGUUAAGAAUCUUGAACCUGUGGAAGCUGUAAAUGGAGAAGGGGCUGAUAAUGUCAUCAGGGAUGUGUUAGCUUCUUUGCAAGAAAAGAAGAAAAAUGUGGACAAGAUGGAGAAGAAAUCCAAGAAGAAACACGUUGAGAAGAUUGUGGAGGCCCAAGCUGAGGCAAACAGUGCUGAACCGGAGGUGGCUCUUCCCUUCGAAAAUGCAAAAGACACUGAUGCAUUGGUCAUGUCGCCUAAGGACGUCGCUGGUAAUAGUGAGCAUGUUCAAAUUCUAGAGGGGAAGGCUGAUAUGGGAGAUGCUUUAUGUCCUAGCCAGAAGGACGAUGUUACUGCUGAUGGGGGUGACAAGAGGCAAGAUCAUGUGAUCGAUGUAGCUCAAUCUAAAGAGGAGGAGAAGAAAGGCCUUGACAUGCAUCACGAAGGUUCCAUUAACAGCUCGGUGAGCUCAAAGAAACCGAAAGAGAAGAAGGCUAGAGGUGGCUCAGUGAAACCGAAAGAGAAGAGAUCUUCUGAUGUCACCAGUGGAGCACCAUCUAAUAGUAUAUUAGACGGUGAUGAGAGUGAUGUGAAUUCUGCGUCUAGGAAGCAAGAAAACAAUCUGUCUGCUGGUGCUGGAGGAGCAAGAAUGAGCUUGGAAGAUGUACUGAGAAGAUCAGCAAGUUACAAGAAGGCGAAACUGAGUGCUGAACAGUCUCAAGCCGAAGACAAAUUGGCUUUAGGCUAA
This is a messenger RNA of Microthlaspi erraticum, 1695 nucleotides long. NCBI's taxonomy places the organism in Eukaryota, Viridiplantae, Streptophyta, Magnoliopsida, Brassicales, Brassicaceae. The record is from the annotation of a GenBank genome assembly.